This is a messenger RNA of Lotus japonicus, 1423 nucleotides long. RefSeq lists its product as uncharacterized. NCBI's taxonomy places the organism in Eukaryota, Viridiplantae, Streptophyta, Magnoliopsida, Fabales, Fabaceae. Gene Ontology annotation, biological process: proteolysis. Gene Ontology annotation, molecular function: cysteine-type peptidase activity. The transcript has 9 exons. The coding region runs from base 378 to 1052 and encodes 224 amino acids. The record is from RefSeq and is a predicted model, not a curated record.
UAAAGCUUUAAUUUUUUUCCCCAAACCCUAACCCGCGCUCCACUUUCCAAUUCCCUUUAAAACGCGUAUCUCUUCUUUUACUAGCAGUGUCAGUUUCCUUCUGAAACCCUUGCUGAUCUUCAAUCUCUGCACCAUUGACGUUCUCUGUUGCUCCAUCUCUGCGCCAUCUCUGUUCACCGAGCCGUAGAUCCUUGCAAUCGACUCACAUCUCUAAGAGCCGUUUCUGCUGCUUCUUCUCCUCAAGUUGACAUUCCCGUGGAAUUUAGCAAAUUAAUUAAAGUGCAGUGUCUGGAAAGCAAGAGAAACUUCCUAAUUGCCAAUAUAUUUGGGCACAUGCAAAGAAUCUUUUGGCAUUAGGAAAGCAAGAGAAAGUAGAGAUGCCCUUUAGCCUAUUCAAUUGUGAACAAGUGGACUUCAUUGGCGCAGAGCAGUUUAAAGAAGUUACCCAUCACCAAAAAAUAAGUGCAUCAGUUGUAUGUGUGUAUAUCAGGUUUUUGUAUGAUCAAGUUCUGCUCCCAAACAAUUUAGCUGAGAGGUUCUGUUUUUUAUCUCCUGUCAAAUUAAACAUCUAUGAAACUAAACAAUCGCAGUUUAUAUCUGAUGCGCUCUCAGCGAAUGAAAAUCCAAAUAGAAUCUUUUCCACACCUUACAAUUGUGGGGGGCAUUGGGUGUUGAUUGUCAUCAACGCCUCAGAUGCUUCUAUAACAUAUUAUGACUCAAUGCGCGGUGAUCCAAGAACUUACACAGCCAUGAAAAACUUGUUUGAUUCAGGUUUAAUGACUUAUCGCGCUCAAAGAGAACAUGUGUUGCCCAAAAAGAAAUCAAACACCAUCAACUGGAGCUCUGUUAAGUGCCCGCAUCAAAUGAAUGAUGUAGAUUGUGGUUAUUAUGUAUUGAGAUACAUGAGGAGUCUGAUCCUUUAUGAACUCCCACAUCCUGUAGAUAAGGAUGCUUAUGACUUAAGUUGCAACUUCUUUAGUCAAGAUCAAGUGGAUGAGAUAAGGGAGGAGUGGUCUUCCUAUGUUCUUCAGAAUUUCAUUAUGAAUAAGUAGCACAAUUUUUUAUUGGGAUGAAAAAAAAGGUUUGUUGCUGAAUGGAAGUUCGAUGUUGCCUUUGCUACUGAGAAGGAAGACUAACUGCAAGGAAACAAGUUCACUGGUUGUUUCAUUUGGAAAAAUGGUAAUAGACUAUGCCUACCAUGAGAGGAAUGCCACUUACAAUGUAGUUGUUGGUAUCUAGUUUCCGGGAUCUUAGAUCUAUGGAAUUAGUUUAUGGACAAUUUUUAAUUAAUUUGGUUUCUAAGUGUAGUUUACAAUCAAUGUCUGUUUAUUUAGUUUGUGGGUAGAAUUUAUUUGAGAUCUCAGAACUAUAUGGAAUUUGUUAUGGUUUCAGCAAAUAUAUGGAUUGAGUAUCAACUAUGAAA